GGCGAUUGAAGCAAAAAUUCGAAGCGCAAGCAUCCUCUCCAGCUGGUAACGCGUCUCGCGUGUUUGGAAGGACUAACUUUAUGUAUUUUUUAGAUGUCCUAAACGAGACUGGCGAAAUGAACAACUGUAUCAAAUAUGCCUUCCGAAGAGGAGCAACAAACUUCGGCAACGGUGGUGGCAGCUCCCGGUUCCAGUGAAGAAUCGACCGACAGGAAAUCACAGACAACGACUACCGAUAAAGAGCACUCAGCCGAACUCCAAGCGAAUCAUCCGGAACCAUCUAGUAGGUUAGAGCCACAGAUCACAUCGCAAACAUCGGAGCCGGAGACCGCACCGAUACCGGCGUCUUCAGAUGAGACACAAUCAUCGGCACGAAUAUCUGCAGCAAAGGAAUCUGUCCGACCUCCCAGCGAACCCGAUACGAACGUAGCAACGUUGGCUUGUGAGGCACGGGAUAAAUCGACAACGGAAGGACCAACGGCAGGGGAACAGGAAACGAAAACAUCUGAUACGCCAAGUGAAGAGAAAGGGAAUGCGGUCGUGGAAAAGCAGCAGUCGAUACAGCCUCCGACGGUACCGGUGAUGGCCAAUGAAGAGGAUGACGAUGAGGAUGAAGACGAAGAUGAAGAAGCAGGUGAUAAUGAGGAGCAGGAGGAACGCGCUGGAAGCCGUGAGGAUGGAUACAGCGAGGGAGGCAGAGGCAGCAGCAGUAAUCGGCAGCAACAAUCCGACACACCGACCGGUGGACAGUAUUACGAAGAUGAUGAAGAGGACGAGGAGGACGAGGGCGAGGAGCCUUCGGAGUUGCGACAGCUCUUUGAACCAAUCAAUGAUUCACAGGCGCAGAGUGAGGACGAGGAGGACGGGGACUACAUACCGGAUGAGGAGGUGAAAAAGACGAUCAUGGUUGGCAGUGACUUUCAGGCGGUGAUCCCAGAAGGCUUGUGCCGAUACGAUGAUGCGCUGCCAUACGAGAACGAGGACAAGCUACUGUGGAACCCGACCGUGCUGAACGAGCAGGAAAUUGAGGAUUUUCUGGUCAAGAUUACGGCGGCACCGGGAAUGGUAGUUGGAGCCGGUGCGGGUACCCCGAAAGGUGGUACCGAUCCGCAGGCAAACAGUGUGUAUGCGAUACCGCUCGGUAGCCAUCUGCGAGACGAUGAACAGUCACUGUAUCUGCUGCAACAGUGUGGUCACAACAUUGACGAGGCGUUACGCCGGCGACGUAUCACCAACAAUGCCGUGCCUGCACCGGAACAACAGAUGAGCAUCUGGUCGGAAGAAGAGUGCCGCAACUUUGAGAAUGGUCUGCGAGUGCAUGGGAAGGACUUCCACAUGAUCCAGCAGACGAAGGUUCGCACUCGGUCGGUCGGGGAGCUGGUACAGUUCUAUUAUCUGUGGAAGAAGACCGAACGCCACGAUCUGUUCGCAAGCAAGGCACGGUUGGAGAAGAAAAAAUACAACCUACACCCGGGGUUAACCGAUCAUAUGGAUAGGUUUCUCGAAGAGCAGGAGAACAGUACCGGGUUCGGGGAUCGUAGCUCGUCGCCGGGCUUCAACAGUCUGUACAGUAGCGCUUCGGAAGCGAAGCGGCAGCGACUGCUCGAUUCGAAAGAACACACUGCCUCAUCGAAGCGUGCGGCCUCGAAUCUGUGACUCGUGGUCAGGCGGAGGGGGUUAAAAUUGCGCCUGAAGGAACGCAAAUGAUGAGCGCUUCCUACUGUCACAUCGAGCCCCAACCGUGUAACAGCCAACUUUCCCCCCCUAGUUUCGACGCACAGCGGCAUCACAGGGCAUCUCCCGAAUGACAUCCUGGCAUGGGAUUGGGCAAGAAGGGUUGGAAAACGCGGGAGGAGUAGGUCGGGUUGAAACCGACAGACAUCGACUGUCGGAGCUCUUCCGAACGAAGUGUGACGCAACUCUUGACACCGUGCAAAUGAUGCUGCUGCUGCCACCGUCGCUGCUGCUAUUGCCUCAACUGCCUUGUGGGUUUUGCUUUGCCGUUUUGUGUUGAUCGUUGAUUGAAGAGGGAGAGUGAGAGUGAGAGUGAGGAGAAAAGGAUAGGAGAAAGCCCACCAUAAGGGAUCGUGCUGCGAGGCGGACUAAUUGUAAUGAUAGGAUAACAUUGUCUGGAAAUCGCAAAGAUGGAAGCACAAAUACACGUUUUUUACACACCGCAAUUGCGUGGGCACAGGAUUUGAAGCGAAAUCAAGGGACCUCGAUUGUAAAUCGUGUACACCUCUCCCCUUUUACACGCGCACCAAUGAAGGAGGACCUAUUGGGUGGGAGGUAUGAAGCAUUGGAUGUAGGAUUGUAUUUUUUAUAAGAUUUUCCUUUAUCUGCCUCACGCGUAUUUGUACAGCUGUUGUUUCCUGGAAGGAUCGAGCACCGCUAUUGGUGGUGGUAGUAAUUAGUGACCGGAGACCGAUAGAAUGUGUAGAUAGCAGGGAUGAAACCGAGCGAAAGAUAUUCUCUAUUGAUUCGAAAGCAAUCAAGCACGUUAAUUUAUCGAACGCCAUGAAUCAACAGCCAAUCGACUCCUGGGCCCGGAAAGAACAAUCUCUUAAGUUUUUGUUUAUUGCGGAGGAGGGGUACUGUAAAAAAGCGUUGAACAGUAAAUACAUGCUAGGAUAAAAAAUAAUGGUUAAUGUUUGUACCACGCUUGGAAAGAACAGAGAGCGAUAUUUGAUAUUAAGCCUCCGACCGUCAGGGAGAAGCGGCAAAGGCCAACUUGCUAAGAAAGUUGUUUUCAGAGUGCAGAAGGAUAAACAUACGUUUUGAUUACUUUGGCAGUGAAACGUACACCCGGGUCAACGAAUGAAGCAAGAAAGAAACAGCAGUAUUGGUACGAUAUAGCGGGAAAAGAGUCUCGACAGAUUCAAACUCAAGGCAAACAUUUCGGUAUAGCUCGCUAAUGCGGAACGGACUGAAAUUGUAGGAACUUACUCUAGGCAUCCUUAUCAUAGAUGUUCGGCUAUGGGUAUUAGUCACGCAUUCGUUUACACGGUACAGGUAGACAAAUGAAAAAUUACUCAAAAUUACUAAAAAAAAACAGAAGAAAAAUUUACAUUUUAAACUGCUAAAUUCAUGUACGGGCAAAUAUCGA
Molecule: messenger RNA, 3106 nt
Organism: Anopheles darlingi
Lineage: Eukaryota; Metazoa; Arthropoda; Insecta; Diptera; Culicidae
Product: mesoderm induction early response protein 1
Exons: 5
Coding region: 136-1656 (506 amino acids)
Biological process (GO): negative regulation of transcription by RNA polymerase II
Cellular component (GO): nucleoplasm
Molecular function (GO): histone deacetylase binding; transcription corepressor activity
Source: RefSeq, a predicted model, not a curated record